AUGGCUUCAAACACACUUGCUGAUGGUGGAGAUGAUGCACCCAAUUACCAAUUACGUGGUGUUGAACAAGUUUCUCCAAACUCGGGAACAAAGAGAUAUAUUCCAGAUUCACCCUCUUCGUUGACGCCGGCAGAGGGCAUGUUAUUUGACACAGUUGAUGUUGCGUAUAACUUUUACAAAGCUUAUGCAGAAGCUGGAGGUUGGACUGAGGGUCAAAAAGAGUUUCGACCGGUCGAUACUUUAGCCGAACAACCGUCUGAUAGGUGGGUACGUAGGGUACCAUCCAAAAGGACCGGAUGCCAAGCUGCGAUCAGAAUAAAGCUUACUGAUGCCAAGAAGUAUUUGCUGUAUCAUUUCACAGAGGCGCACAACCAUGAUUUUGUGCACGAAGAAGAUUUACAUCUUCUCAAGGAAAACCUGGGUAUUAAUCGUGCGCACGAAGAGAUGAUAAACAAGAUGUCAAAUCUCAACAUUGGUCCUGCUCGUGCAUUUAACAUUAUGAAGGAAGUGUAUGGUGGGUUCGACAAAGUCGGUGCGACCAAAGUCGAUUUCAAAAACUUCAAGAAAGAAUUAAAUCUGUUUAUCGGAGAGUUUGAUGCUGAAAUGUUUGUCAAGCGACUAAUGAGGAAAAAGGAGUUUUUACCGAACUUCUCUUGCGAAUAUGAAACGACAGACGAAGGUGUGUUGAAGUAUAACAUGAUGUUUGUCCCUUUCACUGGGAUUGAUAAUCACAAUAGGAACGUCACACUUGGUGCUGCAAUUCUCGGUUCUGAAACGGCAGAGAGGUAUAGCUGGUUACUUAAGGCGAUCAAGAACGCAUAUGGGUACGCGCCUCCCGUAAUCGUUACUAACCAAGACCCUGCGAUGAAAAGGGCUAUAGCGGAUGUUUGGCCUGAGUCAAGGCAUCGAUUAUGUAUGUGGCACAUCAUGGAUAAACUCACUACAAAGGUCGGUGCUGCCCUGUGUGCAAAUACAUAUUUCAGGAAAAGAUUGUCUGCAGUUGUUUGGACUGAUUCUCUAUUGCCUGAAGCGUUUGAGACUGAAUGGGCAGAUAUUUUAAAUGAUUUCGGUUUAACCGACCAUGAAUGGCUCACGUAUAUAUACGGGCUACGUGAAUCAUGGAUUCCAGCUUACUAUCGCGACGAAGAAAUGUCUGCUAUUGAAGCGCAAAGACUCGAGCAUCGAAAAAACGUUCAUGACACUAGAUACACCAACCCUGAAGAGUGGAGUGAUUUUGUUCUCGAGAAGCAAGCAAUUCAGAUAUAUACCAGAACUAUAUUUUUUGAUGUUCAACUCGAGAUUCAACAUGCUAUUCAUCGUUGUACUAGUGUCAGAUUAGAUCACGUCGGUGAUUUCAUUAAGUUUUUUAUAAAGGAUCUCGAUCAGCCAUGUUCUCCGUUCUUCGAGGUUAUGAUACGCGAAGAGGAUGUUACUGUUAAGUGGUUUGAGCAGUUUGGAUUGUUGUGCAGACACAUUUUUUGUGUGUUACGGAUUCUUGGUGUAAGGGAGUUUCCGAAACAAUAUAUAUUGAGGCAUUGGACGCGUGAAGCUGUUCCAAAUAGUUCCCCUGGGUCAAUUCUUACGGAUGGUGGAGAUCCAGAUCGUAGUGAGGAGGUUAACCGUUGUGUUCAUGAGAUUAGUCACGCAACUGAAGUAACGUGUUGGAAAUACACCGUGGCUGUGCCUGAGGCAGGUGCUUCGCAGAAUGCUGAAGGUAAUGAUGCUACAAUUGCUGAAGGAGACGCUGAUACAGUUGUUGAAGGUAAUGGUCCUGGAUCAAACGAUGCUGAUGAUGUGUUUUACACAUCUGGGAAUGAUGCAGAUAUGGAUGAUGAAGACAUGGCAGAGUAG
This is a messenger RNA of Helianthus annuus (common sunflower), 1851 nucleotides long. RefSeq names its product protein FAR1-RELATED SEQUENCE 5-like. Bases 1 to 1851 code for a protein of 616 amino acids. Lineage: Eukaryota; Viridiplantae; Streptophyta; Magnoliopsida; Asterales; Asteraceae. The record is from RefSeq and is a predicted model, not a curated record. The transcript has 8 exons. Gene Ontology annotation, biological process: regulation of DNA-templated transcription.